GGGUGUGGGAGGGAGGGAGGGAGGGAGGGGGGGACGGCGGCUCCCGCGGCGGCUCCCGAUGGCUCGUCCGCGGCCCCGAGAAUACAAGGCUGGAGACCUGGUGUUCGCCAAAAUGAAGGGGUACCCGCACUGGCCGGCCCGGAUUGAUGAACUCCCUGAAGGAGCCGUGAAGCCUCCAGCAAAUAAAUAUCCCAUCUUCUUUUUUGGGACUCAUGAAACUGCGUUCCUGGGGCCCAAAGACCUUUUCCCAUAUAAAGAAUAUAAAGAUAAGUUUGGGAAGUCGAACAAACGAAAAGGAUUUAAUGAAGGCCUGUGGGAAAUAGAAAACAACCCUGGAGUAAAGUUUACUGGAUAUCAGGCAAUUCAGCAACAGAGCUCAUCAGAAACUGAGGGAGAAGGAGGAAAUACAGCAGAUGCCAGCAGUGAGGAGGAAGGAGAUCGGGUAGAAGAGGAUGGAAAAGGCAAAAGAAAGAACGAAAAAGCAGGCUCAAAACGAAAAAAAUCCUACACUUCAAAGAAAUCCUCCAAGCAGUCACGGAAAUCUCCUGGAGAUGAAGAUGAUAAGGACUGCAAAGAGGAAGAAAAUAAGAGCAGCUCUGAUGCUGGGGACGCAGGCAAUGACACAAGAAACACUUCUUCAGAUUUGCAGAAAACCAGUGAAGGGACUUAACCAACAUAAUGACUGCUGAAUAUUAAGGGAAAACACAAGAAGGUUACAUGUUUGGUUGUCUCAUAUUCUUGGAUUUGAUAUGAGUCAUCACACCUGUUCAUUAGUAUCAUCAACAGCAUCCCAGUUUGUAUGCACAUUAUUCACAUUCCUAUCAGUUGUGUUUGCAGAAAUGACAUUUUACCCUUUUUUCUAAGGGUUGCGUUUUGAUUUUCAUAUUAUUUGGUUGCAUGAAGUUGCCCUUUACCAGUGGCUGAGGUUUAUGAAGAUAUCGCAUACUUGAACAUGUUUGAGAUCCCUUUUCUAAACAGAAAAGGUGUAACUCCAAAUUAUAUCAUUCUAUAUCAGCAUUCUUUAAAAAAGCAAGUAAAUCUUGGCAGCGAGUCCCUUCCAUACAGUGCUACAAUAUCUUCCACCCACAGACAUAAUUUUAAAUUUCCCUAUAUCCAUGCUUUCUUGGGUUUUGAUCAGUUUACAACAUGAAAGAAAAAAAUCUUUUUUCCGUUGAGAUCACCGCAAAGUUCAAUAAUGUAAUAAAAUACCUUUCCUUACUAGAAGUACCUAGCUAGUUAUACUCUUAAUACUUCUCAAAAUCAUGAUGUAAUGUACACUAUCUGACUUAGUUCCUAUAUGUGAAGUUAGUGAAAGUCUUUUUGUGUUUCUUUAGAUUAAUACAAGGAUUUUUUCCAAUGCCAACACAAUUUGAGAUCAUUCAUUUGGAUGCUUUCCACUUUUAAGCUUACUGUGAUAUAGAACCCUAUGGGAAACCAAAAGAAAACAUCGAUUUUAAUUAAUGAAAGGCUUAAAAAGGAUGCUGUCAUUCUGGCUUUUUUUUCCUUUUGGAAAUAGAACUAGACUAGUAAGUAAGCAUUCCAAAUCCAUUAUUCUGUGUACAUUAUUGUUGCUAUUGUGAUAAUAGAGAUUUUUAUUUAUUUUUAUGCCAGCUUUUAUUGUGAAAACAUAUUUAGUCUGGUUUUAUCAAUCCUUGUUAUGCUUGUCCUUGGAACAUCUUUUGCGUAUUCAAGGUUUGUAGUUGACAAGUUUACUGUAAAAAACUUAAAAAAAAAAAAACACAACAAAAAAACAAAAAACGAAACAAAAAGAAAACAAAAAAAUGUAUUGUUUUUACAGAAUAAAUUUAUUGGAAUGUGUAUUGGGAGUAAGGUUUGAGGUUGUAAGCAACUAAGUUAGCGUCAUAUUUGGCUUCAUACGUGUAAUAAUGUGAGGUAUUAAUGUAAGUCAAGUAUUAAAGCAAAACAUUCUGUUAACAUGAGUUGACCAUAAUAGAUACAAGUGCAGGUGAGAUCUUUAUUUUUUCUGUACUUUGCCUUUUCUGGAUAACAGGAGGUUAUUAAAUUCACCUUGAAUGUAUUCAAAGUUUCUUUAAAAACAUUAGAGGUGACAUCAGAGGUGCAAGUGUCUGUGAGACAUCGUGUCCUGUUGCAGCCCAGCAGCUCGGGGCUUGCUUUCUUGGGAGGACCGGGUUGGAGUUAUCCCAAAUUCGAGCGCAUGUGGAAGGAGUCCGCACCAGGGAGGCUGGUGCUUGGAGGAAACCAUUGCUUAAGUUCCUUUUUGCCAAGAAGCAUUGACUAAGAUGUGCUGUGGUUAUUUUGGGCCUGUCCCUCUGGUCAGAGGUAUGAAACCAUGGGUUCUGUCUUCUGAGCGCUGCUGUGAACCACGCCUCCGUGUUUCACUACAGAGCGUGAACGCAUGACUUUCGUGCUGCUCUGAAAGUCCCCUUGUGUCGAGUGCAACAUGCAUGCGCAUGAGCUGAUGCUUUCUUGUUACUGAUUAGGUUUAAAAAGAACACUGAAAUUCUCUUAAGUCAAAACACCCAAAAUUCAACAUCCCAAAAAUAAAGUGUUUGCAGUUAAAAUGUAUCAGCUAAUUUCAUCUGCAAGAAAGGCACUAAACGUACUGCUUUAAGUAUAAAUACCAGUAGCGAUCGUAUAAAUAGUCGUAAUCGCAAGUGGAAACCUAAACCACACCAAGCAAGGUCUCUGUAUAUGCUGCUACUUGUUCAUGACCUAACACCAUUAGCAAAAGGAGCCGCACAGGGUAACACUUCAGCAGAACCCUCCUCUCGGAAAAUGCAUGCUAUUGUGUAAGGGCUGACUGCUCAAAGCUGUGAGCACUCCAUGCCCAGCUCAGAAAUACAAGUAAGCACAUGCUUAACUUCAAGCAGACGAGUAGUCCCUGCAGAAGUGAAUCCUUACAAGUAUUAAGAAAACUAUAUGAUUUGCAUAGCGUAAAUGGAGUCAUACCGUCACAGUGGAUUGCUUCUUGACAGAUUUCCUGGGAUUUUUAACGAGGCUGACCCACGAGACAUUACUUUUUGACAAAUAAAACAUGUGCAUGUUA
Numida meleagris (helmeted guineafowl) is the source of this 3028-nucleotide messenger RNA. It is a transcript of the gene HDGFL3, whose product is annotated as HDGF like 3. Gene Ontology annotation, cellular component: nucleus. NCBI's taxonomy places the organism in Eukaryota, Metazoa, Chordata, Aves, Galliformes, Numididae. The transcript is spliced from 6 exons. Gene Ontology annotation, biological process: regulation of transcription by RNA polymerase II. Bases 59 to 670 code for a protein of 203 amino acids. The record is from RefSeq and is a predicted model, not a curated record. Gene Ontology annotation, molecular function: double-stranded DNA binding; transcription coregulator activity.